AUGGAUAUCCAGUACACAGGACUGGCGCACACUUUGCAGACUGCAGUGAUUGCUGCCUUGAUCUUCGCAGCAUGCGCCUUAUUACCGAGGCUUCACUACAGGUCGCAGCUUGCAAAGCUGCCUGUCUUCGGCGGACCAGCGACUGGAGAGAAGCAGCGCCAGACCUACCUGAAUUCUGCGAAGUUGAUAUAUCUCAGCGGAUAUGCGAAAUUUAAAGAUUCCAUAUAUCGCAUCGCAUCAUCUGAUGGAGAAGACACCGUUGUCGUACCAGUCAGUAUGCUGCCAGAACUACGGAGGCUUGGUGAUGAUGUCUUGAGCUUUCCCAAGGCCAUAGACAAGCUCAUGGAGACAAAAUAUACCAAGAUGGAAACGGAGUCACAUCUUGUGAUACAGUCUGUGAGGUCAGAUCUCACUCCUGCUCUCAGCCGUAUGAACCAGUUUGUGAGAGAAGAGAUUGACAAAUGCGUCCCAAAGUACCUUCCUGCUUGCGAUGACUGGACCGAGGUCACUAUCUACAAAGUUUUGGUCGACAUCAUCGCCCAAGUCUCAGGUCGCAUUUUUGUUGGCCCAGAACUGUGCGAGGAUCCUGAAUAUCUGGGUUUCGCGACCAAUUACACACUGGAUAUGAUCGACACAGUCACUGCAAUCAAGAAGUUGCGACCUUUGUUCCGCCCCUUCACAGCCCCACGAUGUCCAGAACUCCGUCGUCUCCGUCAAAGAGAGAAGGCAGCUGCGGAUAUGCUUCAGCCCAUGGUCAGACAAAGACAGGAGGCUGCAAAGGACCCAAACUGGGUCAAGCCGGACGACAUGACACAAUGGAUGAUGGAUCGUGGAGCUGGAGACAACAUGACUGUGCAAGAUCUCGCAUCCUGCCAGCUUGGCUUGAUAUUUGCUGCAAUUCAUACGACCUCGCUCACGACCACGAACAUCCUGUACACGCUAGCUUCAACACCUGACUACAUUAAGCCUCUACGGGAAGAGAUUCGCAGCGUCAUCGCCGAGCACGAUGGCAACAUCACCACGAAAGCCUUACAGCAAAUGGAGAAGCUCGAUAGCUACAUGAAAGAAGUCAAACGUGUCUACCCACCUGCCAUGACAUCGUUCACCCGCCGCGUUUUGAAAGGCAUAACCCUGUCCAAUGGCCAGUACAUCCCACCAGGCGUCAUAAUCGAAGUCCCCUCGCAAGCCAUUUACAACGACAGUGCCUACUAUCCCAACAGCGCGACUUUCGACGGAUUUCGGCACUACGAGCUGCGUCGCGGUGGCAGCACGGCUGAUCACGCACGUAAUCAGUUCGUCACGACGAACGAACAGAAUCUUGCUUUCGGGUACGGACGCCAUGCAUGCCCCGGGAGGUUCUUUGCCGCCAACGAGAUUAAGAUGAUCGUUGCAAAGAUGAUUCUGGAUUAUGAUAUCAAGAUGCCCGAGGGCAUGACAGAGAGAUACGCGCAGAUUGAGGUAGGGAGGUCGAUCAGCCCGAAUCCGACAAAGACCUUAGUGUUCAAGAGGGUGUAG
Messenger RNA from Didymella exigua CBS 183.55, 1515 nucleotides. Its product is annotated as ent-kaurene oxidase. The transcript is spliced from 5 exons. The record is from RefSeq and is a predicted model, not a curated record. Lineage: Eukaryota; Fungi; Ascomycota; Dothideomycetes; Pleosporales; Didymellaceae. Gene Ontology annotation, molecular function: monooxygenase activity; iron ion binding; oxidoreductase activity, acting on paired donors, with incorporation or reduction of molecular oxygen. Bases 1 to 1515 code for a protein of 504 amino acids.